This is a messenger RNA of Kickxella alabastrina, 591 nucleotides long. RefSeq names its product biogenesis of lysosome-related organelles complex-1 subunit 2-domain-containing protein. The record is from RefSeq and is a predicted model, not a curated record. Lineage: Eukaryota; Fungi; Kickxellomycota; Kickxellomycetes; Kickxellales; Kickxellaceae. Gene Ontology annotation, cellular component: BORC complex; BLOC-1 complex; gamma-tubulin complex. The transcript has a single exon. Gene Ontology annotation, biological process: endosomal transport; lysosome localization. Bases 36 to 458 code for a protein of 140 amino acids. Gene Ontology annotation, molecular function: gamma-tubulin binding.
CAUCAUCAUUCUGCACAAUUACUUGAUUUACAACAAUGUCAGACGGAUACAGCGCUCACAUCACCAACGACAAAAGCACGGCACCCGCCAGCAGCUAUUCCGCAGCAACAACAGCGGCCUUGAGCACCGCCCCCGACACUAUUGAAAGCGCCUCGCGGAGGGCAUUCAAAAGCACGGCGCUUUAUCUGCAGGCAGAGCUAGAGUCAGCGGGGUCAGACAUUCACCUUUUGGAAAAGCUCAAUGAUGCGUCUAUUGCAAAGUACGAGGGCAUCUCGCGGCAGGCUCAGGAUAUGCUGGUUCACGCUUACAAGAUAAAGCAGACGUACAACGAGAUGGAGUCCCAAUUGGCCGAGAUAGAUACACUGGUGGAGUCCAUAAGCAACCUUGAGCAAGUGGCGCAGGAGCUCGACAGGUUUUCGCUCCAAAUAGAAGCCAAGUUCCAGCGCUUACUCAAGUAGACCGCGCGGCCAAACGACAAUGCAUACCAUGCCAUAAGCUUAUUGUGUGCUGUCAUGGUUACUUUGUCCACUGCCAUUGUAGUUUUUUUAGCUGAUUUUCUCCAUACAAUUUUUUAACAUAUCAUCUGUACAC